Messenger RNA from Phycomyces blakesleeanus NRRL 1555(-), 600 nucleotides. RefSeq lists its product as hypothetical. NCBI's taxonomy places the organism in Eukaryota, Fungi, Mucoromycota, Mucoromycetes, Mucorales, Phycomycetaceae. Bases 56 to 589 code for a protein of 177 amino acids. The transcript is spliced from 2 exons. The record is from RefSeq and is a predicted model, not a curated record.
UACUAGAGAUUCGAGUGAAGAUCUUGUGGAUCCAGGUGAAGUAAAGGAUCUUACUAUGGCACACUAUGUAGGCGGAAGUGUAGUUGCCGCAGCAUUUGGUGGUGUUUCAGCUGGAGUUAAUGGAUUCUGUGCACACAUGCCGUUCACAUUUCGGACAAGCUCCCCGGCAACGACAAGUACCACCAGAGAAACUGUCCACUCUGGAGAGCACAGUAUGCGUACAGGUGAAUUACAUGAUCCCAGAUCUGGUUAUCUGGGAAUUGCGCAAGAGAGAACUCCAAGUCCUCAAGAGAGAGUCAUCGAGAGAAUACAGAUGUUAUCUCUAUCUUCUGUUGAUGUAACGCCUGGAUCUGUCAAGAAGGUGUUAUUGAUUCUCACAAUGUGCAUUUGUCUCGCUAUUGUACUGGCUCUUCUGAUGCUCCAACCAGUUGUAAGAUCAUCCGAUCAAACACCCUUGGACACAGAAUACUUUUCAGGCGGUUCUUACACAUCCAAUUAUGGCUCCACCUUGGCACAUCGACUAUGGAACAUGCCUUGGUUUGGUGGUUGGGAAAUACAGAUUAUUGCUAUUAGACGUAAUGCUCUUUGACCUAUUUUUUU